AUGAUGCCGUCGCGGCGGCGGCUCCUUCCUCUGUGCAGCCGCCUCGUCAGCGGCCGUAUCCUCCACCUCCUGCUGGCCCUCGCCGGCAGCAUUGCGCACGGCGACCGGCGGCGUUGCCCUGGGUGGUCUGUUGUCCUCGCGGUCUUCUUCCCGGUUGUCGUUAACGACGCUCCGGUCAUCAUCAUCUUCUUCCUCUUCUUCCUCUUCCUCCUCGUCUUACGGUUCUUCCUAGGCGUUCCCGCGUCGUUGGUCAUGGAUCUCGUUUUCGUCAAUCGUCACCCGACCCUUCCUGCUGGUACAACAAUGGCAACAAUGGCAUCCAACACAAUAGGGAAAGAGUCAGAUACUCAGAUGCGUUUAUUUGGAGGACGUCUUGUGAUGACCAUGAAAAGGCGCAAGGCGCCGGACGGGACCGCGGAACCCUGCUCGGGGGUCGGCUGCGGUGAUCGCCUCAGCAGCCUUCCCGACGAACUGAUCGGGCGAAUCCUCUCCUUCCUGCCCACCCUGCAAGCCGCGCUCACGGCCCAGAUGUCGCGGCGAGCCUGGGCGCACGUCUCCGCCCUGAACCUGUCGGUCCGGGACUGCGUGCGGAGAGGGAAAGGGCCCCGGUUCUGCGCCCUCGCCACCGCGGCGCUCGCCCGGUUCCCGACGCCCGGCAUCCCCGCCAUCUCCGUCGAGGUCCACCACCACAUCUACCUCGUCAAUGAGUGCUGGGCGGCGCGGCCCCUGGACGAGUUCCUGGCGUCGUGCUGCCGCCGGCUGAGGACGCUGCGGCUGCGCCGCGUUAGGGGGCACUCCGUGCGCCGGCUCGCCCUCCGCACGGGCGUGCUCGAGGUGCUCGACCUCGACACCGUCGACGACUUGGCAACCCUGGACGUGGUGGCCGCCAAGCUCCGAUGCCUGAGCGUGAGCUCCUGCUUCCGCCUCGCAACAGACGGCGACGGCGGCAAGGUGACCGUCUCGGCGCCGCGGAUCGAGGCGGUUUGCUGGUACCGCAGCUACCCGGAGCAGCUCACCUUCCGCGACAGCGGCCUGGCACACGUCCGCCGGCUCGCCAGCCCGCUCAAGAUCCUGACGUUCGGACGGUGGGACCAGUUCGACGCCCCGUACACCACGCAGCUCCUGCGGUCCUGCGCCCUCGCCGUCGACCAGCUCGACAUGGAGCUCGUGGUGCCGGACGAGAUGGCUCUGCUCAACUGGCUCGGCGACCCUGCAGAGGCGCGCGCGACGUGCGAGGACGCUGCCCUGUGUUCGCGUGCUCUCGCUGAAGAUCCGGUGGGGGUUCGGCGGCGGCGUCACGCCACGCCUGGCCUCCUUCCUCUCGCGAACGCCGAGCUUAACGAGGCUCCGCAUCGAUGCGAGCCCCUACUGCCUCACCGUCUAUGUAAGUUGUUCAUUCACGCAACGAACUCGAUAGAUCUUCAUCUUGGGUUAUAUUAUUACGGUAAGAGUGCAUUUGAACCUGGCCUGUUGAUCUCAGGAGGGCGAAGAGGCGACGGCGCCGCCGCCGCGAGGAAAGCAGCAGCAGUGGAAGAGGAGUGA
Molecule: messenger RNA, 1542 nt
Organism: Miscanthus lutarioriparius
Lineage: Eukaryota; Viridiplantae; Streptophyta; Magnoliopsida; Poales; Poaceae
Source: the annotation of a GenBank genome assembly